Oryza brachyantha (malo sina) is the source of this 2248-nucleotide messenger RNA. Its product is annotated as heat shock cognate 70 kDa protein 2. Gene Ontology annotation, biological process: cellular response to unfolded protein; protein refolding. The record is from RefSeq and is a predicted model, not a curated record. Lineage: Eukaryota; Viridiplantae; Streptophyta; Magnoliopsida; Poales; Poaceae. The coding region runs from base 69 to 2018 and encodes 649 amino acids. Gene Ontology annotation, cellular component: cytoplasm. The transcript is spliced from 2 exons. Gene Ontology annotation, molecular function: heat shock protein binding; ATP binding; misfolded protein binding.
ACCUGCUCUUCCUCUCUCUCUCCCCAAACCCUAGCCGCCGCCGCCGAUCCACUCAGACAGCUUCACCCAUGGCGGGCAAGGGCGAGGGUCCGGCCAUCGGCAUCGACCUCGGCACCACCUACUCCUGCGUCGGCGUCUGGCAGCACGACCGCGUCGAGAUCAUCGCCAACGACCAGGGCAACCGCACCACCCCCUCCUACGUCGGCUUCACCGAUUCCGAGAGGCUCAUCGGAGAUGCCGCCAAGAACCAGGUCGCCAUGAACCCCAUCAACACCGUCUUCGAUGCUAAGCGUCUCAUUGGCAGGAGAUUUAGCGAUGCUUCUGUCCAGAGUGACAUUAAGCUCUGGCCCUUCAAGGUGAUUGCUGGACCUGGAGACAAGCCUAUGAUUGUUGUCCAGUACAAGGGUGAGGAGAAGCAGUUUGCCGCUGAAGAGAUCUCCUCCAUGGUCCUCAUCAAGAUGCGUGAGAUUGCUGAGGCCUACCUUGGCACCACAAUCAAGAAUGCUGUUGUCACUGUUCCUGCUUACUUCAAUGACUCUCAGAGGCAGGCCACCAAGGAUGCUGGAGUGAUUGCUGGUCUCAAUGUCAUGCGUAUCAUCAACGAGCCCACCGCUGCAGCUAUUGCAUAUGGUCUUGACAAGAAGGCUAGCAGUGUUGGUGAGAAGAAUGUCCUCAUCUUUGACCUUGGAGGCGGUACCUUUGAUGUCUCCCUCCUUACAAUUGAGGAAGGUAUCUUUGAGGUCAAGGCCACAGCUGGUGACACUCACCUUGGUGGUGAAGAUUUUGACAACCGUAUGGUCAACCACUUUGUGCAAGAAUUCAAGAGGAAGAACAAGAAGGAUAUCACUGGCAACCCCAGGGCUCUCAGGAGAUUGAGGACAGCCUGUGAGAGGGCGAAGAGGACCCUCUCCUCCACUGCCCAGACCACCAUUGAGAUCGAUUCCCUGUAUGAGGGAAUUGACUUCUACUCUACUAUCACCCGUGCCAGAUUUGAGGAGCUCAACAUGGAUCUCUUCAGGAAGUGUAUGGAGCCUGUGGAGAAGUGUCUCAGGGAUGCUAAGAUGGACAAGAGCACUGUUCAUGAUGUUGUUCUUGUUGGUGGCUCCACUAGGAUCCCAAGGGUGCAGCAGCUCCUUCAGGACUUCUUCAACGGCAAGGAGCUUUGCAAGAACAUCAACCCAGAUGAGGCUGUUGCAUAUGGUGCUGCUGUCCAGGCUGCCAUCCUGAGUGGUGAGGGCAACGAGAAGGUCCAGGACCUCCUCCUCUUGGAUGUUACCCCGCUUUCUCUGGGUUUGGAGACUGCUGGUGGUGUCAUGACCGUCUUGAUCCCGAGGAACACCACCAUCCCCACCAAGAAGGAGCAGGUCUUUUCCACCUACUCCGACAACCAGCCUGGUGUCCUCAUCCAGGUUUAUGAGGGUGAGAGGACUAGGACACGUGACAACAACCUGCUGGGCAAGUUUGAGCUCUCUGGCAUCCCUCCUGCUCCGAGGGGUGUUCCUCAGAUCACUGUUUGCUUUGACAUUGAUGCCAAUGGUAUCCUGAACGUGUCUGCUGAGGACAAGACCACCGGGCAGAAGAACAAGAUCACCAUCACCAACGACAAGGGCAGGCUGAGCAAGGAGGAGAUUGAGAAGAUGGUCCAAGAAGCCGAGAAGUACAAGUCAGAGGACGAGGAGCACAAGAAGAAGGUGGAGUCCAAGAACGCCCUGGAGAACUACGCCUACAACAUGCGGAACACCAUCAAGGAUGAGAAGAUCGCCUCGAAGCUCCCAGCAGCGGACAAGAAGAAGAUCGAGGAUGCCAUUGACCAGGCAAUCCAGUGGCUGGACGGCAACCAGCUUGCUGAGGCUGAUGAGUUCGAUGACAAGAUGAAGGAGCUGGAGGGCAUCUGCAACCCCAUCAUCGCCAAGAUGUACCAGGGCGCUGGCGCCGACAUGGCUGGCGGCAUGGACGAGGACGACGCACCACCUGCUGGCGGCAGCGGUGCUGGCCCCAAGAUUGAGGAGGUCGACUAAGCCCAACUUUGGAUAGGUGAUGCGCGCUUCAAGUUAUCUUAUUAUUGCAUUAUUAGUAUCUCGUAUGUUCUGUUUGCGGCUGAAAACUUAAAAUCCACGGGUUGUGUGGUGCUAUGAUACCUUGCCUGGACAGUCUUUGAAUUUUGUUGAAGAGCUGCAUUGGGAGCUCUCUAAACUAUGACGGCGUGAGAUAGUAUCAUGCUUGUGCCCUGUCGUCUGUUAUUUACUUA